AUGCAGGCAAACAACACGAGAAGUCGUGUGCGCUUUGUGCUCACGAUCGACGGGUUCCAGCGCCACGGUUCAUCUAUCGUUCCUGCGCCUGCAUUCCGAGCGUGCCCACAGAAUUCCUGAUGGCCCUGAGGCAAGGAUCAUCGCGCGGAAGGGCGGCCCCCUUUGAAGGUUUAGAACUUGGUGCCUCGGAAGCAAACAGCCCGAGCGAAGCAUCAGAUCAUUCAGGCACCCCAUUCCAUGCACAGCCCUCGCGCACGGGCAGCACGGCGUCGGUUUUUGACCAGGCUGAUGCUGCGAACGCUGCCCGGGCCUUCCUGAACUCUCUGCAAGAUUUCCACCCGCCGGACUCGAACGAGAGGUUUGAGUCUCAUGGUGCUCUGGCAGCGCGAGCCACUGAAAGUGUGCGGUUAGGCUCAAUUAAGCAAGCCGAUCAGUCGCCCUCGUGUUAAGCGACCCGCCGAGAUUAAGGUUGGAGACUUGGACAACAACUACCGUACUGUGUUUUUGCCACGUACGCCUGAAGUUCGAAAUAGUUUCGUCCGGUAGGACUUCGAAGUACCAAGAAACUUCUCGUUUGGUAUCGUUCAAAAUCGGGAGACAUAGCAGUGUGGGAAGAAGGCAGCACAUGGGGUCGGGGGGUUUGAGCUGCCGUCUUCGGCUGAGUAGCUCUGACGUUAAGGCUCUGGCAGGAGCCUCCUCUGAGCACAGCGCUGGUGGCGCGUACCCGUCGUGUUCAACUACUGUGUCGAAGUCUCUCGAAGCAUUCGUCGAGCAAAGCAAAUAUGCACACCGACUUUGAUGAACUCAAGAAACAGAAAAACACCGGUGGGUUGGGAAAACUUGCACUCGGUUAAUACAACAUCAAGUGCUUCUCUGUCUGUCUCGAGGUCCGUGGAACCUGUGGACAAUUUUUUCCCGAUGUAUCAUGAUUCGACUGCAGCAUUUUCCAGGAGGUAAUCGCGCUCAUUUAGUGUCUUCAGUAAGGUUUUCAAGUGUCUCGUUUUGGGCUUCUCCAAACUCGUCGAGAACACCUCGCUUCGAUACUCAUGUCGAGGCCUCUCGUCGUUCCGUGCCAUGCAUCCGCUAGCCUUGGUGAGGCAAGACCCCCAGCGGACGCGGAGUUCGCAGGACGAGGGCCAAACAAUGUAUCAACAAGGCAGUGGCCGUGUUCUGAUUUCAAGUUGAAACAGUUUCUGCCAGGUUCAGUGUACCUCUGGGCGUGCGGCGAGGACAUCGAAGCUCGCAACUACGGAGAUGUCUGGAUGCCCCCUGAAGCAGUGACCGCCUGGGUUGUCCUGAUUGUAAGACGUUGAGUUGUGGUGGCAUGAAAACCUGCUCGAGCUCGAAUUCCUCUGCUGUGUGCUUUGUUGGAAAUGGCUGAUGCAAGUAGCGUACUCACCUGUUUGUUUUGGGAUACUUGGUGACCCCUAAGGCAGGACAACGGGUGUCGUUGUGUAGCCUGAAAUCUUGUCAAUUGGACUAAACAAAUUGAAUCCAAGGGUGACGAAAUUGAAUCCGAGGGUAACGAAGUGAAGAAACCAAUUCGAGGGAGAAACGUCCCUCUCUUCUCUCCGCGCGAAACCUUCUCCGCAGACGCAGCUACUGUGCUACUUGGUGCUGUGUUUGGUGUCAGGAAACCAGUUUGCUGCAGACGACGAACCUCCCAGCUACUCAAUCGUUGCCGUGGCGGUGGCAGUAUAUCUCAUGCUGUCAAUAGCUGCGGCAGACUUGUGGGGAGGGUGGGCUCUUCUCGUGGAAAGGCGUCGUUCUGGGGACCCCUGGUUUAAAGCGCGGAAGGCGUUCGGGCUCGGUCUGCUUGCUACAUUUUCGAUGAUGGUUGUGGCAUCGACGCGAGUGCUGUUUUACUCCUCGUUUGAAAACAUGGAGUUGGUUAUUGGAGCCGCCACGGUCCUGUUCAUCGCCGAUGUGGACGAGAAGGCGAUGAAUGUGCUGAGCAAUUUCCGUGGUCAAUGGCGCCUUUUCUGGGUUAUCGAGGCCAUCGGCCUGAGCUUUGGGCUUGCACUACUCGCGGUGAAAGCAACGGGAAACGACGGGAAUGUUGAUGGUGAUAGCAAGAGUGAGGGUUGCAACUCGGUAUUUUGGUCGAGUGAAUGCGGGGUUUACAACUGGUUCUUCGUCUUCACGACACACCCAGUCGCCGCAACAGUCGUUGCCUUGAUGCUUACAAGUUGGCUUUCGAGACCCCAUCCGUGUGUAAUACUUGGCAAGUUUUUCCCUUGUGGAGAGUGGUUUUGGUUCUCAUGUCUGUCGCUCUGUCGGACAUCAUUGGCUUGCCUUGGGCAGAUAACGCAUAAGGUGUUGAACGAAUAUCUCCAUACUCCAACUUGGAGUAUAUUUGUGAACGUACCUGUAAUCACCUACCCCCGCACCCUUUUGGGAAUAUGCACCGCUCUUUAUGCCGCUUGCCAUCUUCAGGAGCUGAGACAGUUGGACUACAGUUGUAGUAUGCGCUCAACAGACAUAUUCCGGCGACGGUGCCUGUACAUCCCGAUGCUGGUAAAUGUAGUUUUCGCCGCUGUCCUAAACACUAUUUCUUAUUUCAUGUCUUCUUCUAGCGAUGCAGGUCCAGGACCGCUACUGUUCAAUUUAUUCGGCAUUCAGCUUGGGUUUUCCGCAGUCUUGAACACGGGCUUUUUUGCGUGGCUUGUUUUCGGGACGGGGUUGGCGGGGUUACCUUCCGAUGAUGACAAACCAUUUCACCAGGAUAUGAAACCAGCACCGCUUAUGAGGUCGAUGUUGUUGGGGUGGGGGCUCAGUGCAGGAUUCUCUGCGGUGUCUGCUUGGGUCGAUGUGGUUGCCAACUAUAUUUUUGUGCCGGUGGGAAUAUCCACUGUGGUGAUUGGAGUAGGAUGGCUGCUGUUCAGGAUGCUAGUGGGGACCUGGUUGUGGAGUGGGUCGCGUGAAAUGCGCUGUAUUGCGUAUUGGGUGGCGGUGGCAUGGAUCGAACAAGUUGUUGUUGACUGUGUGGUAGGCUGGGUUUACGCGAGAGUUGAAUCCACGGUGACCUGAGUGUAGUAAAGGACAGGUUGGUGCAAUUGUUGCGUUGUUCGCAACUAAAUUAUCCUACGCCAAGAAGCUCCUGACGGGGCAUAGUUUCGUUGGCCCUCUUCAGCAAGACCGUUUUGGGUUGUUUAGCAACCUGGAUUUUGUUAUGGAUCUAAGAAGAGGUUGACGGCAUUGUGAACUGAACGGUGUGUAGACAUUCGGGUAUUCAGCCGUCUGAACACGUUUUUUCAAUCCGAAUCGAAGUACAAUCUAAAACAUUAUGGCAAAUGCCCGAUACCCACACUAAACUUAAGCAAAACCUUCUAAAACCCAUUACCAAAUCUACCGUAUUGUGCCAUGGGGUUUCGUUGGGUUUUUGGCCUCUUGAUGUCGUUUUUCGCAAUCCGAGAUUGAUUCCAAUCCGGAUUGAAAAAUUCAUAUACUUUUCCCUGUGGUACCGGGAACAUCGCCCCUACGGACGUAGAUGUAUUGCAUCUCUACAUCUCGUGCCUUAGGAAACAUGACACAAUAUUCAUGACGAGCUUCGUCGAGGGUCUUGGAUUUCAGGUCACGGUUGAUCACUUGACCGUCCGCCGCUAUUUUCAGCGCGCUCAUUGUUGUUGUGUGGUGGGUGUGCUGGUGUGCGUAUCUUUUGGACGCGGCGGAACCUCGUCUGUGGCUGUUAUGGUAUUACAGAGCUAGGAGAUAUACACAGAGCCGGGAGAUAGAUACAGAGUCAGAAGAUACAUGCCCGUUGGAUAUAGCGAUGUGUGAUCUACACUCAAAGAUACAGGCUCGGGUUGAUGCAUGUAGCUUUGAGAGAGGUUAGGUCAACGGUCGGACAUUUGUGUCCAGCAGUAAAGAGCCACGAAUGAUUGCUGUCAGCAAUCAGAGCCCUACGCUCACUUGCCGGCACCAGCCCUCCUGCUUGAGAGAUUCUAACAAGGCGUGAGUUGACACCUUGGACCGACACCCU
Molecule: messenger RNA, 3982 nt
Organism: Ectocarpus sp. CCAP 1310/34
Lineage: Eukaryota; Phaeophyceae; Ectocarpales; Ectocarpaceae
Source: the annotation of a GenBank genome assembly